CACGUAUUUGGUCUUCUCAUCCUUGAAUUUAUUGAACUGCAUAAUCAUUCACACAUUGACGCACACACUCUCUCUCUUAAUCAAUUAAGGGAAAACUUCGCCUUAUCAAGCUCCUACCCUUCAGCCACUUCCUCCUCCGACUCAAAGAAAGUGGUCAAGAAACAACAGGGACAACUAUAAACUGUGAAGAAAUAGAGAAAAUAACUUGGAAAGAUCGAAUCUUUAAGCUCUGUGUUCUUCUGUGUGUGUUUCAACAGUCCAUUGAUUAACCCCAGUACCGUACAUGGACUCGAAAUCUUUAAGAUUCAUAACCCACCAAUCAUUCUUCUUUGCCGUGCGAUCUGGGGACCUUGAGUCCCUCGAGAACCUUAUCCAGAAUGAAGUGUCUGAACCAUCCUCUUUAAUGGCCCUUCAGAAUGAUGAAAAGGAGACUGCUUUAUACAUAGCCGCGAAGAAUGAUUUCAUUGAAAUUUUCAGAUAUUUGCUUGGUUUUUGUGAUCUGCAGACUGUUAUGAUCAGAGCCAAAUCAGAUAUGAAUGCUUUCCAUGUUGCUGCAUCAUGCGGCCACCUGGAAAUUGUGAAGGAACUUCUUGGGAGAUGGCCUGAUCUCUGUAAUGUAUGCAACUCAUCAAACACAAGCCCUUUAUAUUCAGCUUCUGUGCAGGGUCAUCUAGAUGUUGUGAAUGCCAUAUUAGAUGCUGAUGUGAGCUCAAUAAGAAUUGUGAGGAAGAAUGGGAAAACUGCAUUGCACACAACUGCAAGAUAUGGCCUCUUACACAUUGUAAAAGCACUUAUUGAAAGGGAUCCAGGAAUCAUCUCCAUCAAAGAUAAGAAGGGCCAAACUGCGUUGCAUAUGGCUGUAAAAGGUCAGGAUACUUCUGUAGUAGAGGAAUUACUGGAAUCCGAUUGCUCAAUAUUAAAUGAACGUGACAAAAAGGGUAAUACAGCUGUGCAUAUAGCCACACGGAAAAAUCGUCCUCAGGUACUGAUUAACUAAUAUGUUUUUAUGUAG
Olea europaea var. sylvestris is the source of this 1012-nucleotide messenger RNA. Its product is annotated as ankyrin repeat-containing protein At2g01680-like. Gene Ontology annotation, cellular component: plasma membrane. The transcript is spliced from 2 exons. The coding region runs from base 284 to 997 and encodes 237 amino acids. Lineage: Eukaryota; Viridiplantae; Streptophyta; Magnoliopsida; Lamiales; Oleaceae. The record is from RefSeq and is a predicted model, not a curated record. Gene Ontology annotation, molecular function: protein phosphatase 1 binding; protein phosphatase regulator activity.